AUGUCGAACCUACAAGAUACUCGAGCUCGUUUGGAGAAAUGCUGGACAGCUACCCGGUUGAACUCCAUCGCUGUACAGACUGUAUCUUUCCAGCCAAAAGAAUCGAAGAUCAAUCAAGAUCGACUGGUCACGGAGGAAUGGAAGAUACUUGGGCAGAAGUGGCUCUUCCUUGCAGUUUGCGAUGGCCAUGGUGGUACAGCGACCGCAGAAUACACCGCAAACAAGCUCCCAAAGCGCAUACGCCACGCACUACUAGACCUCAUCAGGGCUCAUGAUGGUCUGGAUCGUAACAAUGUUGUCCAGGCGGACAGUUCGGUCAGUGAGAUGCUGCAAACCGAAAUCCGGACUCUUGACAAGAGUAUAGGCCAAGCGGUAAAGAAGCUGUGUCCGAAUCCAGCUGAGCUUACCGAGGAACAAGCUCGAGCAUUGGUCGCAGAGCAUUCGGAGGUCCUGCAGCGUGCAUGGUGUGGAACGACUCUUGCCGCUGCAUUGAUCAACGUCACUCAUCGGUUUAUGUGGGCUGUUGGUGUGGGCGACUCUACGGUCGCAUUGUCCUCACUUGACUCUACGGGAAAGCGCGAGUCACAAAGACUAAACCCUCUACAUAACUUGGAUGAUCCGAAGGAAUUCUUUAGGGUAGCGAUGGCGCAUCCAUCGACAGAGAAGGGUAUCGUGAAGAGCGGACUCCUGUUACACUAUCUUCCGAUGACGCGUGCUAUUGGUGAUUUUGGGCUCAAGUUCGAGUCGGCAUAUGUUGACAAGCUAUUCCGCCAUGUCCCGAGCACACAUCGCAACUUCACACCCAUCAUCGAGCACAACAAGACCCCUCCAUAUGUCACAGCCAGACCGUCCGUGGCAUACGUCGACCUUCAACCUCUCUGGGACAACAAACCAAUUAUCACCCUUUUCUCCGAUGGUGUCGACAACAUCGUAAACGGCGCAGCCGUCUUCCGACCUGGUUCGCCUUCCACGACCGAGCCAAGUAAGGUCGUUUCCUCCCUACUCGAGGACACUAUCGACCCGUAUGUGGAGAAGGAACUCGGGCAUCCAAUUCAAUCAAAGUGGAAUGGCGAGAACGAGAAUAGAGCCGUAGAAGUUUUGGGCAAUUUGCUCGGAGGGACUAACAUUGAACGACUGGAGAUGUGUCUAGACCAGAGCCGGCUGGAUAAUCUGGAAGCAGAUCCUCCCUUUCAUAUCGACGACACCACCAUCAUAUUAUGCAACGUUUCCGAACUCACUCCGACGUACAAUUGACACCCGGCUGGUCGCUGAAGGACUUAUACUGUGUAAUACUAUACCUAUUUUUGCUCUCGGACAAAUGUACACAUUAUUGUUGCUCGGAUUUAACACAUCAUGAUGAUC
This is a messenger RNA of Stereum hirsutum FP-91666 SS1, 1362 nucleotides long. Its product is annotated as protein serine/threonine phosphatase 2C. The transcript is spliced from 4 exons. Gene Ontology annotation, molecular function: cation binding; protein serine/threonine phosphatase activity. Gene Ontology annotation, biological process: protein dephosphorylation. The coding region runs from base 1 to 1254 and encodes 417 amino acids. Lineage: Eukaryota; Fungi; Basidiomycota; Agaricomycetes; Russulales; Stereaceae. The record is from RefSeq and is a predicted model, not a curated record.